This is a messenger RNA of Adineta ricciae, 3717 nucleotides long. Lineage: Eukaryota; Metazoa; Rotifera; Eurotatoria; Adinetida; Adinetidae. The record is from the annotation of a GenBank genome assembly.
AUGCAAACAAAUCUAAUGACCGAAACCUUACCGUCGCCGUCUACAUCGUUACUGAUUGAUCGAACAACUCUAUGGGACAAUUCAUCGAAGGACGACGAUAAUAAUCUGGAAAAAUGUGUAGCACCUCUGAACGACCAGGCCUGGCAAUCAGUUGGUUCAUUGAAAGAUCUCAUCGAUUCAAAAUAUGGUUUGAACCUAAAUCAUACUACCAACACCAAUGAACUAGUACCAUGGACAAAUUCAGAUUUAGUUCAGUUAGAUAAUUGGAUUGAAAAAUCUCUGAAGACAAGUGAAGAAACGUCAAUAGCACUUGUCGGAGAUCCACAGCAAAAAAGUACAUUCGAACAUAUUUGUCUCUGGGAACAACAAUGUCAAACAUUGUAUAAUGAUAUUAAUGAAGCAGUUCAAUAUUUAGACACAUUACAUGAAACCUACACAAAAGUCUCGUACAAAACCAAUUCCCUCUACCGAGCAUGUGAACAAUUACUAGCUGAUCAAGCCAAAUUACUAAAUAUCACCGAAUGUAUUGAUAAUCGAUUGUCCUAUUUUGACGAUGUUGAUCGAUUUUCUAAAAAUCUUUCAAUAACACCAUUAGUAUCUGAUGUUAAACAAUUAAUUCCAACAUUAACUCGUAUUGACGAAUGUCUAGCUUAUUUUGAUACCCAUAGUUCAUUUAAACAAUCGCUCAUGUAUAAAAAUCAAAUGAAACAAGUUUUACAGAAAGCUCUGAAUAUGAUCAAAGCACAUAUCAUUCAAAUCUUGCAAAAUUCGUCGAAUACGAUCGAUGCGAACAAGAGCCAAACACCGCUAUCGAACGAAACCUACACGUUGUAUUACGGACGUUUUCGAAUCAAUGCGCCGAAAGUCAAAGUAUUAUCAGAAGAAUUGGAGCAACGCUGUACACGUAAUCCCGAAUACGAAAAAACUCUUUCGGACUGUCAUGAAUGUUACACCAAUCAAAGGAGAAUACUGUUAACUGCAAGUGUGCAAAGUGCUAUUCAAGAUCUAGCGGUUAAACAUGAGCGAGAUAUGUGUACAUUGGUUCGUAGCGGUUGUGCAUUUUUGUUGCAUCUCUGUCUGGAUGAAUAUCAAUUAUUCUAUCAAUUCUUCUCUAAACAUUCGACACAUUUGGAUACGAUGUUAUCUGAGUUCUGUCAUAUUCUGUACGAUCAUCUUCGUUCUCGGAUUAUUCACGUUAUACACUUGGAAACACUUGCGGAACUUGUGACAAUUCUAAAAGUCGAAAUGAUCGAAGAACAUGUGAAAAACAGUGCUAAAGAAUUAUCAACUUUUGAAACAGUAUGUACACAAAUGCUUGAAGAUGUUCAAGAGCGUUUAGUCUAUCGAACUCAAGUAUACGUUCGAAAUGAAAUUCUUGCCUACAAACCAUCACCAGGCGAUAUUGCCUAUCCAGACAAACUUGAAAUGAUGCAGAAAAUUGCCCAAUCAUUGAAAGAGCAACGUGCAACGAGAUUGAACUCUCAAUCGUCAGUUGAUUCAACAACGGAAGUCUUCUUUGAAACAAUACCUGGCACUGAUCUUGCGGUGAUUUCAUCCUCAGCAACAACCAAAGACGGUCAGCAUUCUUCUCCAGCUGAUUUUCAUGGCAUGUGGUAUCCAACCGUCCGACGGACACUUGUUUGUUUAUCGAAAUUAUUUCGUUGUCUCGAUCGUAACAUUUUUCAAGGUUUAUCUCAAGAAACUUUGACAAUGUGUGUUCAGUCGUUAAUCGCCGCCAGUGAAAUGAUUACUAAACGCAAGACUGCCUUAGAUGGUCGAUUAUUUCUUAUCAAACAUUUGUUGAUCCUACGCGAACAAAUCGCUCCAUUCAAUGUCGAUUUUGCCGUCAAAGAAAUGGUCAUCGACUUUUCCAAACUCAAAGAAGCAGCAAUGAAAUUUCUCACCAAAAAAUCCAAACUCUUGUCGAUGAAUCGUGAUAAUGCCUUUCUCGAUUUUCUCCUUCAAGGGACGUUACAAGUGAAAGAAUCAUUUAUCGAUUCGAAACGUGAAGUUGACAAACAUUUGAAACAAACUUGUGAGCUGUUCAUCGCUGACAUAUCGAAUCAACUGUGCGGACCAAUUCGGCAAUAUUUACAAAGAGCGCAAGUUAUUCUAAAGAUGAAUCACGAUAACAAUAACACACAGAAAGUUUCGCUACGACAACAACCAUUCGCUAAACCAGAAGUUUUGCACGAUCUUAUCAUUGAAAAUUACAACCUAAUGAAAAAACAACUGCCAGAUAUAUUCAAAAUGAUGUCACUUUACUUAGCGAAUAAAGACACCGAGCAGAUAUUGUUCAAACCAGUUAAGACUAAUAUUCAACAAACUUAUCAAGAAUUAAUCGUUUUGAUUCGUGACCAAUAUUCCGAAGAAGAUCUUCAAAUAAUUGGAUGUCCAUCCCAAGAACAGAUAAGUUUAUUGAUUUCCACAUCAGCAUCGAAAUACCAGUAUUUUUCGACGCUUUUUUCUUCUCAACUGUGUAUGCAUCAAGAAGCACGACAUCGUUGGGCACCAUCAGUAACCAGAAAUUCGCCCGCAAGUACAACUAUUGUUGAAACCCUCGAACCCUUUGCCUAUCAAAGUCUCAAUAAUAAUAAUUCUUCAUCGUCAUCUUCUUCUUUCUCCUUACCACUUACAAUUAUGCCGAACGGACGUGAUCGUACGAGUGAAUUUCAGACAACAGUCAAAACAUUCGCUAGCAAAAGAAAUGGUCUUGUAAAUCCUUCUCAAGUUCAUAUGAAUCGUCGUCAACAGCCUCAAACAGCUUUAGAACAACGCGGAGUGUUUAUGCAACAUGCAAAACGUAUUGGAAAUGAUCUAUCACAAACAUUUCUUAAACUAGAACAACUAUCUUUAAUUGCAAAGCAAUCAUCGCUAUUCAAUGAUAAAUCAAUGGAAAUUCAAGAUUUGACACUGUCAAUAAAGCAAGAUAUCAGUAAUUUAAAUCGACAGAUCGCUCAGCUCCAACAAUACAUGAAUAAUACAAAUGGAAGCAAAUCGAAAAACUCUCAAACACAUUCCAAUUCAGUUGUUUUUGUUUUACAACAAGAUAUCAGUAAUUUAAAUCGACAGAUCGCUCAGCUCCAACAAUACAUGAAUAAUACAAAUGGAAGCAAAUCGAAAAACUCUCAAACACAUUCCAAUUCAGUUGUUUUUGUUUUACAAUCGAAACUAGCCACUAUGUCCAACGAUUUUAAACAAGUUCUCGAAAAUCGAACUCAAAAUCUAAAAGAGCAAAAGUCGCGUCGAGAUAACUUUUCGAGUAAUACAGUGACUUCGUCAUUAAGUUCUGGCCCAGCAGCUAUCAACGGUCGUCCAUCUGUACUUUUUCGUGAUGAACAUGCGAGCAAUGGAGGAGAUGCGGUUAUAAAUAUGGGUUCUGAUGGAAUGUACAAUUCUUCCAUGAAACAACAACUACUAGUUGCUGACGAAACAGACAAUUAUCUAUCAAGUCGUUCGGAAGCCAUGCAGAAUAUUGAACAAACAAUCGUUGAACUUGGCGAUAUUUUCACCCAAUUAGCGACAAUGGUGCGACAACAGGAAGAAUCUAUCUACAGAAUCGAUGCGAAUGUUGAUGAUGCGACACAACACAUUGAAGGUGCACAUACGGAACUACUCAGAUAUCUUCGUACGGUUACAUCCAAUCGUUGGCUUAUUAUAAAAGUGUUUGCUGUGUUGAUCGUAUUUUUUCUUAUCUUUAUCGUUUUUCUUGCUUGA